AUGACUCUGUCAUCGCAGCUGCUGAACCUCGUCAAGGGAAAGUAUUUCUUUCUGCGAUCGAGUAUUGACCAGCUGCAGAUGGGUAUCACCAACCUACGGAACGCCCCUAUUCAAGAGAGCGAUAUCGCUUCACUUGAAGAAUUCUUCCGGCCAGCACUUCAGCAUUCAAUGCAAGAUUCAACAGCGUCGGAGCUUAUGGGACCAUUAGUCAAGCACUAA
Cooperia oncophora is the source of this 219-nucleotide messenger RNA. NCBI's taxonomy places the organism in Eukaryota, Metazoa, Nematoda, Chromadorea, Rhabditida, Trichostrongylidae. The record is from the annotation of a GenBank genome assembly.